UCUCCCACGAGAUAAACAGUUACAUUAUAUUGAGUUUCCUACCACUUUUGUAAUUGAUUGCAUGAAAAAACUCUAAUGCUUUGUAGGAUUCCUGGUGUUUGUCCACAACUAAUGCACUCCCAGUUUUCUGAAGUCAGAAAUCACAUGUUUUUGUCUUUGCCUGUUGCAAUUCCCAAUUGAUUUUCUGGGAAUGUGUCUGCUAUAGUUGUUCACCUGUAAAUACGGCAUGAUGCUAGGCUAUUUGUCUGACGUCUACAGAGAGACUGACUGGCUUAACAAGAGAAUCCCUGCUCUGGGUUGUGAUAAGAGAGACGACACGCUCAGCACUGCUACUCAAGGCGCCAGAGGGCUAAACAAAAGCAACCGUGUGUUUUACGUUAUUAGCUCAGGAUCUAUCAAAGUCUACUCAAGCUGUUUCCAGCUAUGUAACGCCUUCCGUCACAACAUGGAGAUCGACCAGUGUCUGCUGGAGUCUCUGCCCAUCGGACAGCGCCAGCGGGUGGUCAGGAGGAUGCGCUGUGACCAAAUACGGGCGUAUUACGAGAGGGAAAAGGGCCCCCAGCAACGUCAGCAGGGUGGCGUCAAAGUCAGAAGAGUUCCAUCCGGCCACCGUGAAAAACAACACGUCCGCUUCGGUUUGGCCGACAACUUACAGGACGCCCUCAUUCGCCAUGACGAUAAAGAAGUGUUGCGUCUCCUAAACGAGGGAGCUGACCCCUACGCUCACAUUUCCUCUGGAGGCUCAUUACUCCACCUGUGCGCUCGCCACGACAACGUGUUCGCGGCGGAGGUGCUGCUGGAGCGAGGCCUGAGCGUCAAUCUGCAGGACGAAGACCUGUGGACAGCUCUGCAUGUGGCAUGUGUGUGCGACCACGUCGACAUGGUGCUGCUUUUGCUUCUGGCCGGGGUUGAUGUGCUCCUGCAGGACGUCGACGGGCACAUUCCUUCGGACUACGCCUCAGAGGGAACCGAGAGCAGUUAUAUUCUCCGAAAACACCUGGAGGAAAAUGGUGUGGAUGUGUCAUCAAUCCACACCGUGAGGUCGCAGAGAUCCAACAUCAUGUUGUCUGAUGUGAAGCAGCUUGUGGCCGCGGGGGCCGAUCUCAAUCAACCCAAUGACGAUGGAGUCACCUUGCUUCACAUAGCAUGCGCUAGUGGCUAUCGGGACGUGGUGGCCGUGCUGUUGGACAACGGGGCCGACCCUCAUCCUGUGGCCAACAACUUUUGGAGCCCUCUUCACUUGGCUGCUAAAUAUGGACAGACAAGCAUUGUUGGUCAACUGCUGAGGCAUGGCGCCAGCCCGGUGCUGUUAAACUGCAACCAAGAAAAGCCCUCUGAUAUUGCUGCAUCAGAGCACAUAGCUGACUUGCUUUUGAAUGGAGAGACCAUUUGGCUGCAGAGGCUGAAGGACCCUUCCACUCCUUUGCUCUCCACGGACCAACGUGAUGACACCGGAUCAAAUGACUUCAGUACCCCGGUCAAGAAACUGAACCAUUUUAGGCUCCCCAUCGCAAAAAGGGACAACCUCCUGGAAAAGUGGGCGAUGUUCCGAGAGGGGAGCGGGGGCCUCAGUCGGCAGCCAUCGCUGGAUAACGUCCUGGACGGCCCCUUCAGCUCAGGAACAAGCAAACUGGAGCAGGUGAAGCUGAUGCCUCCAGCCCCCAAUGAUGACCUGGCGUCUCUCAGCGAGUUGACGGACAGCAGCCUCCUCUACGAGAUGCAGAAGCGUUUCGGCAAUGAUCAAAUUUACACUUAUAUUGGACACAUUCUUUUGUUGGUCAACCCAAACAAAGAGCUGCCCAUCUACUCCACUUUGGUGAGUCAACUGUACCUGAGCUCCACAGGUCGCUUAUGCUCCUCACUACCCCCUCACAUCUUCUCCUCGGCGGAGAGAGCGUACCACAUGAUGCUCCAGGAGAGACGACCGCAGUGUUUCAUUCUGAGCGGUGAAAGUGGUUCAGGAAAAACAGAAGCCUGCAAACACAUCGUGCGACACCUGACGGCCAGAUCCAGCCCUAAAGGCUUUGCGCUGGAAUCCAGAAUGAAACAUGUAAACCGUCUUCUGGAGGCUUUUGGUCACGCAAAGACGCAGAAGAACAAUAACUCCAGUCGCUUUAUCAAACUGCUGACCGUCCAGUACUGUGGCAAGAGGAAGACACUGCUCAGAGCCCGUGUGUCCACUUACAUGCUGGAGAAGACCCGUGUGGUCCAGUUGCCUCCUCACCAGCGCAGCUUCAGCAUCUUCUACCUGAUGGCUGAGGGCCUGUCACCCGAAGAGAAGAGUGCACUUUACCUCAACAACAUCUUGGCUCAUAGGUGUCUUAGUGAAGGGCUUCCAAUGGGGAAUCUUCCUUUGGAUGCAGCCUCGUCAGAGGGCAGGGAGCGCCUCAGUGGUGUUAAGCAAGCCUUUCAAGCAGUGGGCUUUAACAAGCGGGUAUUUACUUUUACUCACAUGUGUGUCCUUUGAAGCGGUUUUUGUCCAUGGUAUUCACACACAAAUCCAAAUUUUCAGGUUCUGGUUCACCCCCUAAAAACAUGAUGGCAACUUCUACUUUUCCUCAUUCUUAUACUUAAAC
Molecule: messenger RNA, 2576 nt
Organism: Nerophis ophidion (straightnose pipefish)
Lineage: Eukaryota; Metazoa; Chordata; Actinopteri; Syngnathiformes; Syngnathidae
Product: unconventional myosin-XVI-like
Exons: 17
Coding region: 227-2467 (746 amino acids)
Biological process (GO): negative regulation of G1/S transition of mitotic cell cycle; phosphatidylinositol 3-kinase/protein kinase B signal transduction; neuron projection morphogenesis
Cellular component (GO): perinuclear region of cytoplasm; nucleoplasm; myosin complex
Molecular function (GO): protein phosphatase binding; actin filament binding; ATP binding
Source: RefSeq, a predicted model, not a curated record